Messenger RNA from Prunus dulcis (almond), 1086 nucleotides. Its product is annotated as pentatricopeptide repeat-containing protein At3g12770-like. The coding region runs from base 196 to 1086 and encodes 296 amino acids. Gene Ontology annotation, biological process: RNA modification. Lineage: Eukaryota; Viridiplantae; Streptophyta; Magnoliopsida; Rosales; Rosaceae. Gene Ontology annotation, molecular function: RNA binding; protein binding. The transcript has 2 exons. The record is from RefSeq and is a predicted model, not a curated record.
UAUUAUUUAAAAAAAGUAUAGCCGCCCGGCUAUACGUGGUGGUUGACCCAUAACCAUUCAUUUGAUCUCAUAUUCCUGAAUUCAUCGAUUCAUAACCUCUGUAAAUAAACGUCCAGACUAAAUAAGCUAGAGCGAAAAAAUCCAGUGUCUUAAUUCUCACAAACUCCUAUGAUAGAAGGACAUGAGUGAAAAUUCAUGACUAACAAGUUCAUUCCCUCCUUCAAGGUCUCCCUACUUGGUACAAACCAACCCUUUUAUAAUCUUAUCACCCACUACCUGUACGUUAGCAAUACCCUAAACCAACUUAAACAAAUCCACACUCUCCUACUCAAAUCCCCAACUAAACCCAACCACCGCUACCAUAUCUUGGUUCAGUUGCUCAAGCGGCUCCUACAACUCCCUGGCGACAACCUUCGCUAUGCCCAUUACCUGUUCGACCAAAUACCCAAGUGUAGGAACCAGUUUCUUUGGACCUCCCUCAUACAUUCCCAUGUGCUUCAUGAUCAUUUUGGUCAAUCCAUCACUUUAUAUGCUAAAAUGCACUGGGUUGGCGUAUCGCCAUCUGGGUUCACCUUCUCUUCAGUUCUCAAUGCAUGUGCUCGUGUUCCGGCACUUUUUGAAGGGAAACAAGUCCACGCAAGGGUUGUGCAGUAUGGUUUCUUGGGAAACAAGAUAGUGCAAACUGCACUUCUUCAUAUGUAUGCAAAAUGUGGGCUUGUACUGGAUGCAAGGGACAUCUUUGAUAGGAUGGAUGAUAAAGACUUGGUUGCUUGGACGGCCAUGGUUUGUGGGUAUUCAAAGAUGGGAUUGAUGGGCGAGGCGCGGUGGUUGUUUGAUAACAUGGAGCAGCGCAAUGCAGUUUCUUGGACUACAAUGGUUGCUGGGUACGCAAACAAUGGUGAUAUGGAAACAGCAAAGGAAUUAUAUGAAAGAAUGGUGGAGAAAGAUUCAGUGCGGCUUCCGGAUCAUAUUGUGAGGUCAUGGACCCGUGGGUUUCGGGUUGAUCUUUUUGGGACUUUAACGCUUUUUGAUUCCCAAGAUACUGCUAAACUAGUCCAAGUGGAAGGAAAGCUUUUCUGGGCAUAG